This is a messenger RNA of Aaosphaeria arxii CBS 175.79, 1641 nucleotides long. RefSeq lists its product as uncharacterized. The record is from RefSeq and is a predicted model, not a curated record. The transcript has 3 exons. Bases 67 to 1491 code for a protein of 474 amino acids. Lineage: Eukaryota; Fungi; Ascomycota; Dothideomycetes; Pleosporales.
CGUGAAUGAAUGUACAAACUUACAACACCAUAGUACUUAAACCUGGAUUCCAUUUCAUUUACGAAAAUGGUGAUAAACUUGGAUCCCUGUUCCCAAAACCGCAUCAGCCGCUGGAUCGAUUCCAUAUCGCGAUCUGCUAGUGCUCCUCCACUGAACCAUUCAAUACCAAAGUAUAUUCGAAAGGGCAAGCGCGCCGCAUCUGCUGAGAUGAACAAUACCACGACUUCCCAAUCACGUCGCCAGCUCCAGCUGGGUAGACCCCCAACAAAGCGGUCGAGAACCAAUGACAGUCUUGCAUCGGGGCCUGACCAGAGCGGGUCUUCAUCAGCCCAAAACCAAAUCACCACAUGCGACACCUCAACCAGUGGUGAUCGCCAGACAAGCCCGCCACUUGAAACAAUUUCCAGCUUGAGAACUGCGCGCCCGCCCAUAUGGAUAGACAGCGUAGAUGAUCUCCAGAAGGAGGAAGCCCUUCCAGUGCAGGUUACACUACUUGCUCAACGGCUUGCACAUGGUGUAGGUGCCGGUUUCAUUCCGGCAAGGAUGGAGGAAAUCAUGAUGAAUGAUUCUGAAAUCGAGGACGAAGGGUCGACCGAUCCAACCGACUUUUACGAGGAAAAUGAAUACAGUGAACAGGAUUUGGCUGCCAUAUGGCAGAAGGUCAAGGCCAUCUAUCGCAAUGCGCUCGUUUGCCAUUCUCGUCUGAGAGAUGAGAACGCAUGGUCCGACGAGGUAGUCAGACCUCUUAUCCAGUUGGCAAUUGACUUGCACGGGAAAGGUCGAUGGUGGAUGCAGAACAUUAAAUCUCAAUUCAUCGAUCCAGCAUAUCUCUCCACCGUCUUGGCCCCGAUCGAUGGCGAUUCUUCUCGUUACAAAGCGGUCGAUCGCAAUGUCGACUAUGCCUUGUCAUACUCGCACCAUAGCAAGCCUGGCUACCUCGGCCUCUAUAACGUCCUGAAUGGAAGAGGAAAAGGCAAGGUUGGUCCCACUACCGACAAAUUCACAAAGACCACCGCGGUCUUCUCCGGGAUCGAGGUCAAGAGCGCAGGAGGCAACCCCAAUCAAGCACGGCUACAAAUAGGAAUAUGGAUUGCAGCAUCGUUACGCAAGAAGCAGGAACUUGCGAACCUUGCCCAGGUGCAAUUCAAGCCCGCCGAGAUCAUCGAGCCAGUACUCACCGUCAUUGGCCACCAACAUUAUGUCUAUGUCGCAUAUCCGCGCCGCGAACCCCUGUCCGGUGAAGAUGGUACCCAAGUUCUCGGGCCGGUGGAGGUCAUCCAGAAUUUGGGUCCCGCCGAGCCAUUGAGUACAACUUCUCCUCGCGAGAUCUUUCAGCUCAUCAAGCUCUACGGAAACAUCUUGGAGUACGGAAUAGACAGAGGCAAAGAAGGAUAUUGGGGUUCCUUCCUUGGAAAGGUUCUGAGGCAGCUGGCCUACAAGAGACUUGAAGUACAAGCACAAGAUGGUGAUCUUCCCGCGGGCGAAGCGUGAGCAAAUAGUUUCCGGUCUUUUCCCACCGGCUUGCCCUCUUGCGACAUGGGCAUCUUAGUACAGGAGCAGCGAUAUUGGUAUCUUAUGUUGGAGCAGCGAUAUUGGUAUCUUAAUGUUGGAGCAGCAAUAUGGACAUCUAGUAUAAGGAGC